Messenger RNA from Linum trigynum, 697 nucleotides. The record is from the annotation of a GenBank genome assembly. Lineage: Eukaryota; Viridiplantae; Streptophyta; Magnoliopsida; Malpighiales; Linaceae.
CCCGAUAACGUGAACGACUCAGUUUUUAGUAAUCCAACCGGCAUUAAACCGUUUAAAAAUUGUUAGAAAAUCGAUACCUAACAAACAAUCAGUAUAAAUAGUGGACACCUCUUAAUCGUGGUAAACCAUGACUAAACUAGUAAAUUACACUCUUAAUUCUUAACAAUUCCAAAACAUGCGAGUGGGAAGCCGGGAGCGGCUACAGGGAUGGCGAGGAUGGCGACGGGAAGCGCCGAGAUGGAAGUGACGAUGGAGUGGAGGAGUUGCUACAGGAAGAGGGGACGGGGACUGAGACUGGCAAUGACGAGCUGGGAGCUGCUACGCUGGCUAGGGAUGCCGACGAUGCCGAGGGAAGCCGGGACAGGAAGUGUUGAGGACGGCAGGGUCUGGCGCCGCUCUUCUCCCUCUGUUCACGAAGAGUCGAAGACGAAGACUGAAUUAGAGUUAGGGUUUCUUUUGCAUCCCCAUGAUUUUGCCUUUUGUUUUUAAUUUUCAAUUUUCUUUUAUUAAACAGAACGGCCGGAAGGGGAAAAAACCGAGCGACCGGUUCGAGCGGUUAACCGCAUCGACCGCUCCAUAAAACCGUAGCGGCUAAAUGACUAGCCCGAACAGGUUUUGCGGUUGGGUGACGGCUUUAGUGGUCCAGCCGGCCGGCUCGAUCCGAUCUUAAUAACACUAGUAAAUACUGAUAUUUCAU